GACAUUAUUUUGUAAUUAACAGCUUCUUUGUGAAUUUAAUUAGGAAACAGAAUCGGCUCAAAAAUAAAUUUCAAGGACGUCAUGUGAUAAAAAAUAAGCGUCGAGCGAACCAGGAACUGAAUGAACAUACUACAAGGGAAGCGUUUAGCCACAGUUUGGGAGUUUGCGUGCCAACGAACAACGAAACAACAACGAAACUGAAAGAAAUGAAUGCAUGCAUGUCAUUUUUAACAUGUAGGGCAGUUUAUGAGUUUGUAGGUAGUGUAUGAAACUCCCGACUGGAAGGCGUGUGACUGAGCGAGGCUCGGUUUUGCUAUAUUAUGCUGGUGUGUUUGAUUUGGUAUGCUUGCAUCGGUGCGUUCGCCUGUCUCCACAAUGUCCCAUCAAUGCCAGCCAGGCGAACUCGAGUGCUCAACGGGCUACAAGAGAAAGGCUCCCUGAAUGUGCUCCUGAUAGUGGUGGAUGACCUGAGACCUAGCCUGGGGUGUUUCGGUGACACAGUCGUGAAGUCUCCGAACAUUGACCAGCUUGCUUCCAAAAGCAAUGUCUUCCACAACGCCUUUGUACAGGUUUGCAAAGGCAAGGAUGGCAAACUGCACGCCAACCUGUUGUGUCCAGUGGACGUGUCAGAAAUGCCAGAAGGCACCUUGCCAGACAUGCAGAGCACAGAGGAGGCAGUCCGCUUACUGAAGGCUGUGAAAGAUGAAAGCCACCCCUUCUUCCUGGCUGUGGGGUAUCACAAACCCCACAUCCCAUUCAGAUAUCCUCAGGAAUUUUUAAAGCUGUACCCCUUGGAAAACAUGACCCUGGCACCUGACCCUGAAAUCCCCAAAGGAAUGCCUACGGUAGCCUACAAUCCAUGGACUGAUAUCAGGAAGAGGGAAGAUGUUCAGACAUUGAAUGUCAGCUUUCCCUAUGGACCGAUCCCUCGGGACUUCCAGCUGCAGAUCCGGCAGAGUUAUUUUGCUGCAGUCUCCUACCUGGACACCCAGGCUGGGCAGCUCCUCAGCGCUCUGGAUGAUUUGGGCUUGGCCAACGAGACGAUUGUGGUGUUCACCUCCGAUCACGGCUGGUCUCUGGGUGAGCAUGGGGAGUGGGCCAAGUACAGUAACUUCGAUGUAGCUUUGCGCGUGCCAUUAAUCAUCUAUGUGCCUGGAACGACUGCUUCCACCCCUAAACCUGGGGACAAGACCUUCCCUUUCCUUGACCCCUUUAGCACACACCAGGGCUUCAGCCUGGGGGACACCUUCGGUGCCAGCGAGCUGAAGAUAAACGCCGAGGCCAUCGCUUACAGCCAGUACCCGAGACCUGCGGACCUGCCCCAGCACGACUCGGACCUGCCUCUCCUCUGAGACAUCCGCGUCAUGGGCUACUCCAUCCGCUCCUGCGACUACCGCUACACCGAGUGGGUGGGCUUCGACCCGGCCACCUUCUGAGCCCACUUCCAGGACGUGCACGCAGGGGAGCUGUACUUCGUAGCACCCGACCCGAACCAGGACAAGAACCUGUACAACAUCACCGAAUACGCCGGCGUGGUGCAGAGGUUCAGGAGCUAUCUGCAAAAAUAAAACCCUAAAGACGACUUUGAACACUUAACAGCCUCCCACAACAGAUGCUUCGUCCAUGUAGAGGCAUCUCAAUUAAAAGACCGCCUGCUUUUUAAAGGGCUCUGUACCACUUUCUCCAUUCCAGGGGAAAGUGAUUGACCUUCCAGUGCCUCAGUUAAUGUUCAAGUAGUUGGGUGAAAAUGACAAUGUGAUGUGGCUCGUACAAGUUAGUUCCCAGCUUGCGAGCCUCUGAAUCACAAUGGGUGGUUUCUGUCCUCCUCUGGAAAGCAAGUUCUAUGAACACGGUCUCAUUCACACUGUUGCAGAGCAGUCGUUUCUAAGCAUAGCCAUGCAUUGUAGGAGUCAUGCUGUUCGUACAGUGCCUAAGAGAUCUCGUAUUAUAUACUUUGGUUGCUUGGAAACAGUGUUUUACUGGAGCAUCUGCUUUGAAAAAGAUCUAUAGUAGAGGCUCUGUGGUGGGAGCAGUGCCCCUGUAUGGUGAUGGGCAGAAUUACUGGAAGAAUAGAUAAAAGGCUGCCUUUCAUCUGUUUCAGAGAAGACAAUAGCACUUUUUCAUUAUAAGAAGUUUGUUCAUUUCUACUAUUGUGUUAACUAUGUACGUGUGUGUUUGUAUUCAUGAAAUUUGUAAAAAAUAAACAUGUGAUUUAGAAGUGUUUUUGUAUAUAUUUAUUAUGUAACUUUUUGUUUUUAGAGAA
This is a messenger RNA of Acipenser ruthenus (sterlet), 2263 nucleotides long. RefSeq names its product iduronate 2-sulfatase. Lineage: Eukaryota; Metazoa; Chordata; Actinopteri; Acipenseriformes; Acipenseridae. Gene Ontology annotation, molecular function: iduronate-2-sulfatase activity. The record is from RefSeq and is a predicted model, not a curated record.